Molecule: messenger RNA, 651 nt
Organism: Vicugna pacos (alpaca)
Lineage: Eukaryota; Metazoa; Chordata; Mammalia; Artiodactyla; Camelidae
Source: RefSeq, a predicted model, not a curated record
AUGACCCCAGAGCUAUCAGUCCAUCCUGGUGAGGGGCAGUUAGGCCUUCCGCCCCAGGGACUCCUGAGCCCUCAAGGACCUCAGGCCUCAGGCACAUGCCUUCUCUCCUCAGGCGUGGGCUCUGCCCCUCAUGUUCACAUGAGGGGCCCCGAGGAUGGCGGGAUCCGAGUUCUGUGCUCCUCGGGUGGCUGGUUCCCCAAACCCAGGGUGCAGUGGAGCGGCAUGGCGGGAAUGAAGCUGCCAUCCCUCUCUGAGUCUCAGACCCAGGAUGGAGAUGGGCUGUUCCAUGUGGAGGCAUCUCUUGUGGUCACAGAUAGCUCUGCGGGCAACGUGACCUGCUCCAUCCAGAACACCCUCUCCGGCCAGGAGAGAGUGUCGGCCGUCUUCCUCCCAGAGGCCUUCUUCCCCAGGACGUCUCCAUGGAAGGCAGCUCUGGCUGGGACCCUCCCUGUGCUGGGGCUUCUCCUCAUUGGGAUCAGCUACGCCGGCUGGAGAGAACAUAAAGCCAAAGAAAGAGAAGUAAUGGAAAGGAAGAAAGAAUCUCAUGAAAAGGAUAAGAUGAGGGGAGAAAAGGAACAGGUGCUUGAAGUCAAAGAAAACCUCAAGGCAGACCUUGAAUAUGUGUUUCUCAGCAAUAACAGUGAAGAUUGA